Oncorhynchus tshawytscha (Chinook salmon) is the source of this 8060-nucleotide messenger RNA. RefSeq names its product histone deacetylase 4-like. Gene Ontology annotation, cellular component: histone deacetylase complex. Gene Ontology annotation, molecular function: histone deacetylase activity. Gene Ontology annotation, biological process: chromatin organization; negative regulation of transcription by RNA polymerase II. Lineage: Eukaryota; Metazoa; Chordata; Actinopteri; Salmoniformes; Salmonidae. The record is from RefSeq and is a predicted model, not a curated record. Bases 452 to 3502 code for a protein of 1016 amino acids. The transcript has 25 exons.
ACGAGGGUGAAAGAGAAAGAUUUUGAGUAGUACGGAAGGAGAAAGUAUAAGUAAGAGGUGAAAAGAAGAGAGCAAAAGGAAGGAGGGAAGGAGGGAGGGCGAGAGAUCCCCCCCUCCCCCUCGUAGGUCCGUCCUUUCUGUGAAAAUCAACCUAUUCCAGGAAUGAGAGAGGGAGAGGGGCGCACAAACACUAAGCAUGUCUGAGACUGCCCUCUGAUGUCACCAGCAAGAGAGAGAGAGAGAGAGAGAGAGAGAGAGGGGAGGGGACACAGCCAGAGAGCAAACCGAACACAGUGAGUGUGAGAAAACAGAGAGGUGGAGACUGAGAGCACUGUUCCGGUAUCUGCUGUGGACUGAGGCUGUGUUUUACUGAGUGUGUUGUGUCAGCAGUGGAGAGUUGAGCUGCUCUAGCAGAUCUCGUUAGCAACGCGCCAUCCGGAAAGCACAACCGAUGGUCGACGUGAGCAUGGCACUGCCCUUGCAGGUGCCCCCGGCUGCCAUUCCCAUGGACCUGCGCCUGGACCAGCCCUUUGGCCUAGCACCACGACCAGAUGACCAGUGCCACCAAGGACAGGUCCCAGGUCAGCGGGAGCAGCAGCUGCAGCAGGAGUUGCUGGCCCUCAAACACAAACAGCAGAUCCAGAGACAGGUGCUCAUCGCUGAGUUCCAGCGGCAACAUGAGCAGCUCUCACGCCAGCACGAGGCCCAGCUACAGGAGCAUGUUAAGCACCAGCAGGACCUCCUGGCUCUGAAGCAUCAGCAGGAGCUGCUGGAGCACCAGAGGAAGAUGGAGAGACACCGCCAAGAGCAAGAGAUAGAGAAACAUCAGAGGGAGCAGAAACUCCUGCUGCUUAAGAACAAGGAGCGUUGCCAGGAGAGUGCGGUGGCCAGCACAGAGGUCAAGAUGAGGCUGCAGGAAUUUGUCCUGAACAAGAAGAAAGCCCUGGCCCAGCGCAGCCUCAACCACUGCAUGUCUACUGACCCACGCUAUUGGUACGGGAAGACCCAGCACAGCUCCCUGGACCAUAGCUCCCCUCCCCAGACAGGGAUGUCCACUUACAACCACGCCAUCCUGGGGAUGUACGACUCCAAAGACAACUUCCCUCUCCGCAAGACAGCCUCUGAGCCCAACUUGAAGCUCCGGUCCAGGCUAAAACAGAAGGUAACGGAGCGCAGAAGUAGCCCACUUCUACGCAGGAAGGACGGUCCAAUUACCACCGCCAAGAAGCGCUCUCUGGACAUGGCUGAAUCGGCCUGCAACAGCGCUCCUGGCUCGGGCCCCAGUUCGCCCAACAACAGCUCCAGUAACAUCACCAAUGAGAAUGGCAUCGCUGGCUCCAUGUCCAGUAGUUCAGUAGAGGCCUCCCCGGCCCACAGGCUGGCUGGCCGAGAGGGCCCCUUGAGCCAGCUGUCUCUGUACACAUCGCCCUCGCUGCCUAACAUCACCCUGGGCCUGCCAGCCACCGGCCCUUCCAGCGAAGGUGACAGGCUUUCAAAGCACGAUAGACUGCAGCAGGGCUUCCCCAUAACCACUCCCUUCAUCCCAGGGGCCCACCUGCCCUCCUACCUGACCGACGGGGGCUCGGCACACAACCCCCUCCUCCAGCACAUGGUCCUCCUGGAGCAGUCCCAGAACCCACUAGGCCUUGGCGGAAUGCCCCUGCAAUCGUCCUCCAUCCACAAGCUGCGUGGGCAGCACCGUCCCCUGGGGAGGACCCAGUCGGCCCCUCUGCCCCAGAACGCCCAGGCCCUGCAGCAGCUGGUGGUCCAGCAGCAGCACCAGCAGUUCCUGGAGAAACACAAGCAGCAGUUCCAGCAGCAGCAACUCCACAUCAACAAGAUGAUGGCCAAGCCCAGCGAGCCGGGGCCGGGCCGGCAGCACGAGAGUCACCCGGAGGAGACAGAAGAGGAGCUAAGGGAGCACCAAGCCCUAUGUCCCCAGGACGGAGGCCUCAUGUGUGGAGUGACAGUCAAGCAGGAGCCCCCGGACCCCGAGGAAGAGGAGAGGGACCACAGAGACAGGAUAGUUGACCAGGAGCUGCUCUUCCGACAGCAGGAUGUGUUGUUGGAGCAGCAGAGAAUCCACCAGUUGAGGAACUACCAGGCUUCGAUGGAGGCAGCCGGCCUGUCAAUCACCUUCCCAGCGCACCGCCCCCUCUCCAGGGCCCAAUCAUCUCCUGCCUCGGCUUGCUUCCCCCCAAUCGUGGUGCAGCAGGAACCACCCACCAAGCCUCGCUUCACCACCGGACUGGUGUAUGACACAUUGAUGCAGAAGCACCAGUGUAUGUGUGGCAACACCAACACACACCCAGAGCACGCUGGACGCAUCCAGAGCAUCUGGUCUCGACUCCAAGAGACAGGACUGAGGGGCCAGUGUGAGUGUAUACGGGGGCGGAAAGCCUCACUGGAAGAACUGCAGACGGUUCACUCUGAGGCCCACGUCCUUCUGUAUGGAACCAACCCACUUCGACAGAAACUAGACAGUUCAGUUACUCCCAUGUUUGUGAGGCUGCCUUGUGGAGGGGUGGGGGUGGACAGCGACACCAUUUGGAACGAGGUCCACUCGUCCAGCGCUGCUCGUCUAGCUGUGGGCUCCGUCGUGGAGCUUUGCUUCAAAGUGGCGGCUGCAGAGCUCAAGAAUGGUUUUGCUGUAGUCCGGCCCCCUGGACACCAUGCAGAGGAGAGUACACCUAUGGGAUUCUGUUACUUCAACUCAGUGGCCAUCGCUGCUAAACUCUUGCAGCAGAGGCUCAGUGUCAGUAAGAUCCUGAUUGUGGAUUGGGAUGUUCACCAUGGCAACGGCACACAACAAGCAUUCUACAGCGAUCCCAACGUUCUCUACCUGUCACUCCAUCGCUACGACGAUGGCAACUUCUUUCCUGGCAGUGGAGCGCCUGAUGAGGUGGGCACUGGGGCAGGUAUGGGCUUCAAUGUGAACAUGGCUUUCACCGGGGGACUGGAACCACCCAUGGGAGACGCAGAGUACCUGGCUGCCUUCAGGACGGUGGUGAUGCCCAUCGCCAACGAGUUUGCCCCCGACGUGGUGCUGGUGUCGUCUGGCUUCGAUGCCGUGGAGGGCCAUCCGUCACCCCUGGGAGGGUACAGGCUGACGGCCAAAUGUUUUGGAUACCUGACCAGGCAGCUGAUGGGGCUAGCCGGAGGCCGCAUGGUACUGGCCCUGGAGGGGGGCCACGACCUCACUGCUAUUUGUGACGCCUCCGAAGCCUGCGUCUCUGCUCUGCUAGGAAUCGAGUUGGAUCCUAUCCCUGAGGAGGUGAUGCAGCAGAGGCCCAACCCCAACGCUGUUCACUCCAUGGAGAAGGUGUUGGAGGCACACAGUAAAAACUGGCGCUCUCUUCAGCGCGGGGCCUCCACCCUGGGCUACUCUCUGAGCGAGGCUUGCCGGUGUGAGACGGAGGAGGCCGAGACCGUCACCGCCAUGGCUUCCCUCUCUGUGGCCAACAAGCAGAGGAAGAGCGAGGAGGAGCCUAUGGAGGGCUGACCAAGCCCCCUUCACCAUUCAGAGACCCUCAAAGGUCUCCAAUUUAGGUCUCCCAUUUAGCACUCAGCCAACCUCCAUUUCAAUUUGACCCCACCCCUUGGCCCCACUCGCACCCUGUCCAGGAGGGGGGGGGGGGCAGGGGGCAGCGUAUAAAAUGACUCGGUAUGAAACGGAAAUGGAAGACGUCACUAUCUCACUAUCUCUCAGUGUUCGGACUAAAACGCCCCCGAUGUGUGGUUCCGUCUCUACGUGGGGAGGCAGAACACAAGGAGCGCCAGGUUUCCGGAUUUUGUCAGGUCUUUACUCCAGGACCGGUGGGAUCUAAGGUGACUUUGAAUCAUCCCACGCUGGCAACAUUGAGUGUCUGUGCUUCUUUGGAACAGACUCACUCGCUUCGUUCGAAGUACUGCUCCAGACACAGAAUUUCUCAUUUAGGCAUCUCCUUUCAUUUUUUUUCUUUCAGUCGUUUAUUCCUUUGCCCUCUUCCGUUCACGAAAAACCGCAACCGAGCCCUGUGAUGUCAUUACUACUUUGUUUUACGAAUGUUUGAUUGUUACCAUUCAUGAAAGACUGAGAAAGGAGAGAUGUCGCAGGGUUUGCUGAUAUUUCUUGGCACGUUUCUCGAUUGGCAAAAGCAGGCGUUUUUUUUUUUUUUGUUGUUGCAGAAGAGGAAAGGUAUGGAGCGAGGAAAAGAGAAGGAGAACACGAUGGACAGGUGACCCGGGGCCUCAUUUAUCAAAGGUGCGUGUGCACAAGAAAUAGUCUGAACCUUGCGGGCGCCAGUUUUCACGCAAAGGUUGGUGUUUAUCCAUUUUGAACUCGAUGGGAAAGUGUGCGUAUAUCCACUGAAAUCUCAGACCAUGCGCACUCACAACUUCUAGUGGUUCAUCAACUGUAUUGCAAGCAAAUAUGAUUAUUUUGGGGUAUAUGGAAAUUUAGGUGUUUGAUGUAUGGGAAUUAUAAUAAUGGUAGGCUAAUAAAAACAUUAAAACAUAGGCCUAAUGAUAAAACAGAUGCAUUUGCCAUUGGUAAGGAGAUCACAUAGCAGCAUGUUCCCUAAUAUAUUUAUUUAACUUUUAUUAUAUAGGCCUAAAUCAUAAUCAUGACUGGUUUAUUUCUGCUACACAACAAAUAUUACGCUACCAUUUAGCCAUCUCUCAUUCAAUAGCCAAGCAUGCUUGAAAGUAAAUAGACCGGUAGCCUAUGGCAGUAUAGCUAGGCUAAAGUAUUCUUGUGCAACAGGAGCGCGACAUCGCAGCCCCUUUCAUCUCAGAGACGAUGCCAAAGCAGGAAAUAUAAACACAAUCAUGUAUUGAUGAAGGAACUAUUGAACAACAAUUCUUAUGUUGCAUAGAAGUCUGGGCUCUGAGCAGCAUUUACUUUUCAAUUGUUCAAUAGACAAUCCAUCUUGCCAAAUACAUGGCCGGUGUUUGGCACGCUCUAUAGUUUAAAAAAAAGCUACUGCAAAAGAUGAAAACAUUCGGCCCACACCUCUAACAGAAAUGUGAUCACAUUUACCAUUGCACUUUCUUUUAGUGACUAUCACGGCCCAGUUCCAAUAUCUCAACAUCAUACAGCAGAUGAUGGUGUUUUUGUUACCAAUAAAGGUGAAUGGAGGGCAUUUUGCCAGGCAGGGUUGUAGCGCUCGUUCACCAGCGCGCAAAUAUAGUAGGGCUCUGAUUAAUCAAUGAAAACAUGUUGCGUGCAACAGUUUGAUAAAUCCCAAUCAUUUUGUUCUGCACACAAAUCCUAGAAUGUCCACGUACGGCAGGAUUGAGUAAGAAAUGUACGCAAUGGUUGAUAAAUGAGGCCCCGGGUCUUCUGGUUUGAGAUGACAGACUGUAAAAAGACUGUGAGUUUGUGCCUUUUUCAGUUCCUGCCUGGUGGAUUUCACGACAAACUCAAGACCAAGAGCUUUGCCUUAAAUUUGUUUUGGAGGGAGAGAGGUGUGCCCUCCUAUCACUCUCACGUCUCAUCUCCUUUUGUGGUAGCGAGACUGGCGAUGCCAAAACGAUGGCACAUAGACUGGAGGCCCUUGGCAUGUUUACCCUGACUUCCCUGGAGCCUACUGUCCCACCCUGUCCCGUUUGACCUUGUUGUCAGUGCUUGACUUGGGCAGGAGCUCCCCGCAGCUGACUACCGGCACACAAAAUCCAAGUCAAACACUACUUGUCGUAACCCCUUUACUAUCGUUUAGAAGGUAGUUGCCGUGCUACACAGGGACUGACAUGGUUGAGUCUUUUUCAGUGGAACGAGAGCCUUCAAUGUUUGAAACGUCAGCCAAUGAUGUGGCUUUCUUCUGGUAUAUAAACCAAAUACAUGCCACCUCUAAGAAAGAGUUAGCUAGCAUGCACUGUAGUCUGUUCUAGAGAGAUUUGCCAUUUUAAACUAGAAUGCUGUUCAAAAAUAGUAGUAGUAAGACAAGAAAUUAUGCCAAAGCGUGACGUUGCUAUCAGCUCAAUAGUCUGUUGCCACGUAGUAUUGUAGCCAUAUAGGACAGAUAUUGCUAUCAUGACUUUACGUUCAAAAUUGUUCUCUGUGAGGGAAUUAUAGCAGUUGACCAAUUUCUAUCUUACACACUUCACCCUUCAAAACGUUCAGACGCUCUUACCUUCAUUUAGGGGCUCUACCCACAAUUAGCCGUUCAUUUGGCUUUGUUCACAGAGAUAAACAACUCAUGAGUCUUUGUUACCAUGGUGAAAGAGUGGUUAGACAGAACAAAGAUAAACAAUCAAAUCUCAUGAGUCUUUGUGUUACCAUGGUGACAGAGCAGUUAGACAGACGUGUGCCACCUUUGUGAGUUUACAGAGGGGAGCAAGUGGCACCCAUAUUCUCUGACAUUUGAUCCACGCUUCUUGUUAGGCACAGCUACUCACCAAGUGUCAGGUGCUACUGAAUGUGUGUGUGUGUCACAUGUCACAAUCCAGUAAACAAACCCUUUAUACAUUGACACAGUCAUCAUAGCUACUGCUAGGUGUGUGUUUUUAGGUACAGGAAAGUGUUUUUAACCUUGUGUGUGUGAGAGGCAUUUCUCUAACUACAUACAUUUGACUUAGUUCACAAACACCUAUAGCUCAGAAUGCAGAGAAUGAAUGAAAGUCGUGAUCUGAAUACGUUUUUUUGAAACCCCCUCCCCCAACUCAUGUUUCGUCUCCUGGCAACUACCUUCGACAUUGUUCCAUUGACGUCAUAAUCACGUUUUCCUACUGUUGGUAAAAGGAAGAACUGAGAAGAUUCUGCAUUUGAUCUUUCCUUGAGAUGUUUCCACCACGAUUGUUUUGAUGACUACUCCAUCCAUGUUGUUUUUACCCAUCGUUGUCUCUUUUUCUUUCUGUUAUGUCCUUGUUGUCUUUAGAAGUGGACUCCAGUGUCUUUGGUUUUUGUGCUUUUUAGUUGUUUUCCUGCCAUUUUGUAUUCGUUUGAGUUCUUUCUCUCUCUUACACUUUGUGCAGUUCCUUUUCAUGGUGAAAGGUUCUGGGGUUGUGAGGGGUGGGAUGGGGUAUGCAAAUAUUUCUACUCUGUAUAAUGAUUCCAACAAUUGUGUAUUUACUAUGCUGGCUGUUCAUGGUAGAUUUAUAUAUGACAACAAAUCUAUAAGUAUAUUAUAUAUUAUAAGAAAUUUAAAUCUUGUUUUGGGAAAAGAACGUUUGAAUUGCAAAGUGAUAUGCUCAUGUUUCAUUCCCUGGUCUGGUUCGGCCCUUCCUGGUGUCGCUGAGGGCACUGUUCAUUAUUCCUGGCUGCCAUUGGCUGAGGGUUCAGUACAGUAGCAUCCCAUUUGGUGUCAGUCUCUCUACAGUGUACACCACUGACCUGGGCUCUAGUAAUACUUCCCGACACUACAUAGAGGAGUAGAAAGGCUGUCCCCAAACAAGGGCUUAGGGAAAGGGACAAGUCGCUUGUCUCUUAUAUUUAAUUUCCUUCUCCAUUAAGACAUUGUGACAACCCACCCAUGUAAACAUGGGGUUACAGUGGAAUUUCACACUCUUACGUCACUAACACUUUCUGACCUGCAACCAAACACUCUAGCUGUGUUUUGUCAAAAACCUUCUGAAUACUAUCUAAGGAUGUGUAAUUCAGAAGCAGUAGCGGUGCGUGGAUAAAAUCACCGGGGAAGCCAAGCCAGUAAACAAAAUGCCAUAUUACAACUUAUGUGUUGUGAUAAUUGCGUGGUUUGCUCUAUAACCUGUUAGUUCAUAUGCCUUGCCACCGUGAUAUAAAUGUAGGCCUAAGGCCGAGACAAUAAGGUGACAAAGUGGCAGAAUAAAUUCAACCACAGCUUUGUUUCACCACAAAACCGUGGAGCAACAUCUAUCCAGUGGAACAUCUAUCCACCAAGUGUAUUGUGACAAACAGUUACAUGACCUACAGCAUGGUCAAUCAAGUUGAUGUUUCUGACAUUUUUGGACUACUAAACAACUUGAUUUAGGACACCGGAGAGUUACCCAAGUUGCAAAGAAAACAGGAGCUGCCUUCACUAUUCCAGCACCAUUUCAACUUCAACAUUUAAAAAUCAUCAAAUCACCUCUGCUUAGUCUAAUAAAGUGACAACUAAAAUAUU